This is a messenger RNA of Lepidothrix coronata (blue-crowned manakin), 5702 nucleotides long. It is a transcript of the gene TBCK, whose product is annotated as TBC1 domain containing kinase. Gene Ontology annotation, molecular function: protein kinase activity; ATP binding; GTPase activator activity. Gene Ontology annotation, biological process: protein phosphorylation; activation of GTPase activity. Bases 371 to 2968 code for a protein of 865 amino acids. NCBI's taxonomy places the organism in Eukaryota, Metazoa, Chordata, Aves, Passeriformes, Pipridae. The transcript has 25 exons. The record is from RefSeq and is a predicted model, not a curated record.
GAGUGACGCCGGGGCGGGGAGGCGGCCCUGGUGCAGGUACCGCCGGCAGCUUUCCCCAUCCCGGUCCCCAUCCAACACCCCUUCCCCUGAGGACCCCUGGCUGGCGAGCUCAUAGCGGCACAGGGCUGAUCGGGGCCUCUAGCAUUUCUAUAGCAGUCGUUUAGCGAGCCGGGUGAAGCUGAUUUCUCUCCUGCAAGGCUCAGUCCCUGAACAGCCGCUUCUGUCGGAGACAUCAAAUGGUGACAAACCCCGUCUUUGUAUCUUUGUAGGGACACUGGUGUAGCAGAGCGGGCAGGCAGCCUGUAGGCAAAAGGCACUGAUAAACAGGGAACACAAAUUGCUCUGAAGAGUUUAAGAUUGUGUGAAAAAGAUGUUUCCUUUAAAAGACUCUGUGAUGGGUGCCUCCACCUUCUUUGCCUCAGCUCUACCACAUGAUGUUUGUGGAAGUAAUGGUCUUCCUCUAACACCUAACUCCAUAAAAAUUUUGGGGAGAUUUCAAAUCCUUAAAACAAUCACUCAUCCCAGGCUUUGCCAGUACGUUGACAUUACCAGAGGUAAACAUGAGAGACUGGUUGUGGCGGCUGAACACUGUGAAAAGAGUCUGGAAGAUUUGCUACGUGAAAGAAAGCCUGUCAGUUCUUCAAGGGUCUUAUGCAUAGCAUAUGAGGUUUUGCAAGGUUUGCAAUAUAUGAAUAAACAUGGAAUGGUCCACCGAGCACUCUCACCUUGCAACAUUCUUUUGGAUCGAAAGGGACAUGUGAAGUUGGCUAAAUUUGGACUCUACCAUAUGACAGCUCAAGGUGUUGAUGUUGAUUUUCCUAUAGGGUACCCAUCAUAUCUGGCACCUGAAGUAAUUGCACAGGGAAUAGUCAAACCCAGUGAUCAUACUCAGUGUGAGAAGCCUCUGCCUUCUGGCCCUAAAUCAGAUCUGUGGUCUCUUGGUAUAAUAUUAUUUGAGCUUUGCAUGGGGAGAAAAUUAUUUCAGAGUUUGGAGAUAGCAGAAAGAUUGAAAUUUAUACUUAUGUUAGGCUGUGUAGAUGAUAUUGUAACUGUAUUGGCUGAAGAACAUGGUUGUCUUGAUAUUAUUAAGGACCAUUCUGAAAAUGUUAUAGCUCUGCUGAAGAAAUGCCUUACGUUCCAACCUUCUAAGAGGCCAACUCCAGAGGAAUUACUGAAUGACAGUUUGUUCAGGGAGGUAUCCUCUCUAUAUCCUCCCUUCCACAAACCUGCUGGUCUGUUCUCAUCUUCUCCAAGGUGUGCUAAUUUAACGCUUCCUGAAGACAUAAGUCAAUUAUGUAAAGAUGAAGAUAAUGAUUACUUAGCAGAAAGAUCAAUUGAAGAGGUUUAUUAUCUCUGGUGUUUGGCUGGAGGAGACUUGGAGAAAGAACUUGUCAACAAGGAAAUCAUUCGAUCAAAGCCACCUGUCUGCACACUUCCCAACUUUUUAUUAGAAGAUGGUGAGAGCUUUGGGCAAGGACGAGAUAGAAGUUCCCUCCUAGAUGACACAACUGUGACUUUGUCUCUGUGCCAGCUCCAAAAUAGACUGAAAGAUGUUGGUGGAGAAGCAUUUUAUCCAUUGCUUGAAGACGACCAGUCAACUUUACCUCAUUCAAACAGUAGCAAUGAGCUCUCUGCAGCUGCCAGUCUUCCUCUGAUCAUCCGGGAGAGGGACACAGAGUACCAGCUAAAUAGAAUUGUCCUGUUUGACAGGCUGUUGAAGGCCUACCCAUAUAAGAAAAACCAAAUUUGGAAAGAAGCUAGGGUUGACAUCCCUCCUCUUCUGAGAGGCAUAACCUGGGCUGCCCUGUUGGGUGUUGAGGGUGCCAUACAAGCAAAAUAUGAUGCCAUUGAUAAAGACACACCGAUUCCUACAGACAGACAAAUUGAAGUUGAUAUUCCUCGUUGCCAUCAGUAUGAUGAAUUGCUGUCAUCACCAGAAGGUCAUGCAAAGUUUAGACGUGUAUUGAAGGCCUGGGUUGUUUCCCAUCCUGAUUUGGUUUACUGGCAAGGUCUUGACUCUCUUUGUGCACCAUUUCUGUACUUGAAUUUUAACAAUGAAGAAUACCUGACGGUGUUUUCCCAGAUGAUUGCAUUCCAUGAUCCAGAGCUGAGUAACCACCUUAAUGAAAUUGGUUUUAUUCCAGAUCUUUAUGCAAUUCCUUGGUUUCUUACAAUGUUUACACAUGUCUUUCCUUUGCACAAAAUUUUUCACUUGUGGGAUACAUUACUGCUUGGAAAUUCCUCCUUCCCAUUCUGUAUUGGAGUUGCCAUACUUCAACAGCUGAGGGAUCGUCUUCUGGCUAAUGGAUUCAAUGAGUGCAUUCUUCUUUUUUCAGAUUUGCCAGAGAUUGAUAUUGAGCGUUGUGUUCGCGAGUCGAUCAACCUGUUCCGCUGGACUCCGAAGAGUGCUACCUACAGGCAGUACGCGCAGCCUCCACGGCCAGCCGGCGAGAGCAACGGCACAAGGACUUCCAUGUCCUGCUUUUCAGCAGACUAUCAGGAAGCACCUCGAAGUGACCUAUCUAGGGAUUCCAUCAAGUUGGAUGACCUGAAGGCAGAAGUGUCACCACGAAUUUCAGCAGAAGAUCUGAUUGAUUUGUGUGAGUUGACGGGACCUAGUCAUUCCAAAACACCUAUAAAGAAAACAAAGCCUAGCAAGCCAAAGCUGCUGGUGGUGGACAUUCGUAACAGCGAAGACUUUAACCGUGGCCAUAUUUCUGGAAGCAUCAACGUCCCAUUUGCAUCAGCAUUUACUGCAGAAGGGGAUCUCAUCCAGUGCCCAGCAACUGCAACGCUCCAGAGCUUUAAAGGAAGAGUCGUGGUGAUUGUAGGAAAUGCAGUGAAGAACACAGCCACCUUUGCAGCUCAUCUAGUGAAAAACAAAUACCCAAGGGUCUGCAUCCUAGAUGGAGGAAUCAAUAAGAUCAAGCCAACUGGUCUCCUCACUGUUCCUUCUCCACAAAUUUAAGUGACUGUAAACAUUCAGGACAAUCUGCCUGAAUGGGAAAGUCUUACCAUACAACAUGGACAUCCAGAACCUAAAGGGCAUUAUGGCAUCUUCAGUAUACAAGCUAUCCUGAUGAUCAGAGCACAGGAGCUUUGCAUUUAUUCUUUAAAAUAGAGCUUCAUUUGGAACAGAAGAAAACUGAACUGAAGCUUCAGGCUUUCCAAGAAACCUCUCUCAACACUGAUGUAGUGCACAAGUGGUUGAGCAAGUCUGAACACAGAAGGAGUAACUCAUCUGACACUUUGAAUCCUGUAUUUCUGCAGAACAAUAUAAACCGGCAUUUGAUGGCUCUAAGCUGCACUUAGGUUAUUUGAAAAAGUAUUUUACUGUGAGUAUUGAAAGUAACAAGCUGAAACUGUACCCUGUGUGAAUCCUGUGAAAAAGUGUGUUCUGUAAUAUUUUAAAGGAUAAUUUCUGUAUCUUGUGACCUGCUUUAUUUUUGAGAAAGCAUUUUUUCAUCUUGAUGGGAAAUAAAGAUGUGUCCCAGAUUGAAAGUCACUGUGUAAGAGCUGCUGCUGCGUCAAUCCAAAAUGUAUCAGGAGGUGAAAAAGUUCUACUCCUCUGUGGAGAAUUUAACAAUCUAUUUCCAUAAACACGUCACAUGCAACAAUUUCUGAAACAAUUAUGCUUACCAGAAAGGUGGGUUUUUAACAAUACUGUGUCUUAGGACUAUAAAUCAUUUAUUCUGCAAAUAAUAAAUCCUGUGUUUCCAUUUUAAAAGCUCAAGCCUUAAAAAUUAAAUUGCAAUUUUAAUUUUCUUAUGAAAACAUUCUGGACUAAAUGUUCUUGUAGGAAUUGGAAGUGCAAAAUUCUCUUUGAUAUCCUCCACUCUGUCAGCUAGUGGUGUCGAUUUUGUUAUUUUUUUUAAGUUCUUAAACAUGAACUUUAAAACUGACAGAUUGAGACAACAAACCUGUUCCUAAACUAAACUGGAUGCUGUAGAUGAGUGAAAGCAAGCUUCCACAAAGGGCAUAAGAUGACUCUGUAAUAAAGAUGUGGGAAUUACUUUGCAGUGAAAAGCCAAAAGUAUUUAAAGCACUGACAGAAACAGGAAUUGGCAUCUCUCUGUUGCUGAGAAGCUAAAAAUAAAUCUGAUUCGUACACCUCCUUUCAGGAGGUGUGAAAAAAAGCCAAAACACCACCCUAAUUUCUACCCCUCAAAAUCCCAGGUUAGGUUUGCUAUCUUGUCAGUUCCACUAUUACAAAUAAUGGGGGAGGUGGAAGAAAGGCUAGAAAAAGAAAAGAAUCUGUCUUCAAGAAUGGUACUUGAAAAUAGUACCUUUAAUCCAGGAAAACCAGUUAUGAUAAUGUAAGAGUGACAGUAUGGCACUGAAAUUAAAUGGUAAUUUGGAAGAAUUUGUUUUAAGAGACAAGGCUUUUUAUAUUUUUAAAUCUUAGAAAACACUGGUGCGACAUGAGGCUUAAUUAUCACUGAAGUGUGGGGAUUAAAAUGUAUUUUGUAAAAUUAACAAAAUAACACCAAAGAUCUGUUCACCUGGUUGCAGUCACAUAUUAGCUUGCAUUGUGAAUUUGACACCAUACUCUUUUAUUAGAGCAUCAUCUGAGACAUGACAGUUUCCACGAUACAAGCUCACUGCAGGGUAACAAGGAUUUGCUCUAGGAGAUAUGGUUAUCGUAUGCCUUCUUUGAGGACUUUAUAUCCUGAGUAGUUUUUAAUUUACCAAGCAUAACAGCAACUAACUUUGUUUAACUAGCAGCUAACUUUGUUUCCCUUUUCUUCUAUCACAGGAGGUUUCCAACCCUGAGAGUUCUGAGAGAGAGGUGGUCAGUGAGAAGGCUGUGAACAGUCUCUAUAGAUCACAGGCAACAUGACUGCUUAUUCUGUGGAGUUUUUUUAGCGGUGGUAGUUGUGGGUUUGGGGUUUCGUUGCUUUGGGAGGAGUUUUUUGAAGUGAAACCUUGGAAGAUGAGACUUUGUGGAAGGUGCUGAAAGAGGAAGUCUUCAUUCUCGCCUGUGCGAUGACCAGAAGAUUUUAUCCUGAAUCCUCAGAAGGUGGCUGGUAGCACUAUGUGCUGUCUUCAGGGAAGUUUCUUCUUGCCACAGUUAUGAUUUUGAAAACCCUAUUGGAAAAGUAUGAUGAGUGGAAAGAAUAUGGGGAGAGAAAGGAGAAAGGCACCUUUUAGCUUGCUUUAACUGAGCUGGGGUUUCGAAAACACUCUUGUGUCUAAAAAAAACCUGUGGAACUACAACAUGUUGAGGUAUAGAUAUAUAUAUAGAGAGAGAGAGAGAUUUGGGGCUUCUUUUGUCCCACGGUCAACAAAAUAUAGUGAAGCCUUGAAGAAGUUUUUUACUUUGCUUUCAGUUUGGCUAAGAUUCAUAGCCUAUGUAUUCCAUUUGCUUAAGGAUAUGUUUUUGACAGAAGACUUAAAAGCUGCCAUUAAGUAAAGGUUUACAUUAUAAAAUAAUGUUUGCCUGUAUUUUACAGCAGACAUUGUGAAAGAGGAUGUGUGUAAAGGCAGAAAAUAUCAAGAACUGCUGAACAGUAUUGAACUUUUUUUCCCAUGUAAAUAGAGGUACCUGGAAAGUUCUGUAGCUAACAGCUGGUUAUGACUUCCAGUUGCUGAUGUACCUGCACUUAGGACUUUAGUCAGAGUUCUUUAUACUGUGCUAAUAAAUAGGCCUAUUAUGACUAUUUGUUUUAAUUCAGUUAGUUAGGACAAGUGCUCAGUCAAAA